GGACCAGAUUGUCCUGUGAAAUUUUCAGGUUCAUAGGGUUUUAUACUUUAUGACGCUUCGACUAAAGUCGCGACUGGUUGGGGGUAGGACUGUGUCUCUCUCUCUCUAGCCGUGUCCGCGCGGCGUCGACCUUACUUCGGCGACCACCCUGUGGAAUCUCCGACCAGGUUUGGCCAUUGAAAAUGGGAAGCAAAGGUCGGAUCCCAUCUCUUCAUUCAAGGCGACCUCUUCCUGGUUUAGUGCCUCCUGAACCAUUUGGUCCUGGAAUGCGGCCUCCACCACCAGGUGCAUUUCAUUCAUUUGAUAUGCCCCCUUCUCCAGAAGUUUUGGAACAGAAGCUUGCUGCACAACAUGUGGAGAUGGAGAGGCUUGUAAUGGAAAAUCAGAGGCUUGCUUCUACACAUGGAACCUUGAGGCAUGAAGUUGCUGCUGCACAACAUGAACUGCAGAUGUUGCUGUCUCAAAUUGGAGCUGUGAAAUCUGAGAGAGAGCAACAGAUGGGAAGUCUUAUGGAUAAGAUUGCCAAGAUGGAAACUGAACUACAGGCAGCAGAGCCUACUCAAUUGCAGUUGCAGCAGGCACGCGCAGAUGCACAGAGUUUGGUUGCAGCAAGGCAGGAACUUAUUACUAAAGUUCAGCAGUUGACUCAGGAUUUACAGAGGGCCCAUUCUGAUGGUCAGCAGAUUCCUGCUCUUGUGUCGGAACUUGAGAGCUUGAGGCAGGAAUAUCAGCAUUGCAGGGCUACUUAUGAUUACGAGAAGAAGUUAUACAAUGACCACCUUGAGUCACUUCAAGUGAUGGAGAAGAACUACAUUACAAUGGCGAGAGAGGUGGAAAAACUUAGAGCAGAGUUAACAAAUUCUGCUGGUGUUGAAAGAAGAUCUGGUGGGCCUUAUAGUAACACUGCUGGAUACAACGAGAAUGAAGCUUCUGGACACCAUCCUUCAGGACAAAACUCUUAUGAAGAUGGCUAUGGUGUUCCUCAGGGACGUGGCCCUUUUACCAGUGGCAGUGGUGCUGCCACUGGUGGUGGUGGGCCUGGCGGGGCUCCUGCAUACGCUGGAGUUCAACCUGGAUCUGCUCCUGGAAGGGCUGGUUAUGAUGCUGCAAGAGGUCCUGGAUUCGAAGCCCAGAGAGGUUCUAUGUAUGAUGGGCAGAGGGGAUCUAUGUAUGACCAACAAAGAGGAGCUGCUUAUGAUGCACACAGGGGUGUAUUCUAUGAUGGGCAAUCAAGUGGUGCUGCUGGGCCGCAUGGACAAGGUGCACCUACAAACAAUGCACCUUAUGGUUCUGCGACACCUCCUGCUCGUUCUGGAGGUGGGUAUGAUGCACCACCUCGGGGGAGGAACCCUGCUCAGAGAUGAUUGUACUUACCAGUCUUUUGUGACAAUUUCUGAAGGUAACAUAUUGCCAGUGCAGUUGUUAAAGAUGAUUUGUCAGCAGGGUAACAUACUGCCAGUGCAGUUAAAUAUGGUUUGUCAGCAGGGUUAAGGAACAAAAUGCAGAGACGAGGUCUGAAGGAGCAUAAGCAGCUCCAAUUGGAUUGGGAAUUUCCUCCCAUUCUUUGGAUUUACUGCUGAUGAUCCUCGGGCAUAACUUAUUGUUUUUCAUGAACUUUAUCUUCCAAA
Malania oleifera is the source of this 1628-nucleotide messenger RNA. RefSeq names its product protein FLX-like 2. The record is from RefSeq and is a predicted model, not a curated record. The coding region runs from base 183 to 1364 and encodes 393 amino acids. NCBI's taxonomy places the organism in Eukaryota, Viridiplantae, Streptophyta, Magnoliopsida, Santalales, Ximeniaceae. The transcript has 5 exons.